AUGUAUAAAGUACCAUUCCCACUUGUGAUUCCUAUUGAUGAAGAGAAUAAAAUAUACAAGGGAUAUAUAAGCAUACAGAAACAAGAACACUUUAUUCAAGUUGAACUUGGACCUAGACGACAGUUAUUGACAACAGGAAAACUAAACGAAUUGAUCAAGGAUAAACAGACAUUGAUUGAAAUUAAACUGAAUGAAGCUCAAGAUAUCAUGAGUUUUCUAUCUGAAUUUAAAGAAAUAUUAGACGAGCAUGAUAUAGGAGAUAAGGAAAAGCCUUUUCAACCCUCAGCUGAUAAACUGUCCUUUGUCUAUCAAGAACUAUUAUCCAUUGGCUUUGAAAAAGUGAAAUAUAUGAAUGAUACGAUGAAUGAGGUUAUGUUUAGUAUAAGGGAUAUGGGUGAUAGAGAACAUGAGCUCAAGGUGAUCUUACCUUCAAACUAUCCAUUUACAGCACCCCACAUCGUGGCAGAUACACCUGUGCCAAUCCAGAGUUCACUUUCAUUGGCAACUAUUGUUCGUCAGCACCAAACAAUUAUUGACCAACAUCAAGAUUUAUUCAAUUGUCUGGACGAUUUAGAUAAGUACAUGAGAAUAUUAGAACCAGAGCACCCCAAAAGAAGCGAGUUAUGGAGAAAGAUUGCCCUGAGUCAUCACUGCUCAUUAUAUCUAAAGAUUGUAGAUCCCUUAUUACCCUUUAAUAGGCCUCAGAUUAGACUAUUUGGUAGUGAAAGUAGAGUAGAGAACUUGAGAAGAGUAUGGGAUCAGGCUGAAUGGAACAAGAGUCUUCCACUACAUACCAAUUUACUAACCAUAUUUCAACUUGUUCCAAAUGACAAACAAGAGCAAGAAGACUAUACUAACGCAAGUGAUAUCGAAUGCGCCAUUUGCUAUUCUUAUAAGCUAGAAAAUGACGAAACACCCGAAACGAUAUGCAAGCUUUGUAACCGUGGAUUUCACUCGAUUUGUCUUUAUCAAGUAAGAAGGUUCAUAAAAACUAAAUACUGCUUUGUUUAA
Molecule: messenger RNA, 1011 nt
Organism: Rhizopus microsporus ATCC 52813
Lineage: Eukaryota; Fungi; Mucoromycota; Mucoromycetes; Mucorales; Rhizopodaceae
Exons: 5
Coding region: 1-1011 (336 amino acids)
Biological process (GO): protein monoubiquitination; interstrand cross-link repair
Cellular component (GO): Fanconi anaemia nuclear complex; nucleus
Molecular function (GO): ubiquitin protein ligase activity
Source: RefSeq, a predicted model, not a curated record